Molecule: messenger RNA, 676 nt
Organism: Trifolium pratense (red clover)
Lineage: Eukaryota; Viridiplantae; Streptophyta; Magnoliopsida; Fabales; Fabaceae
Product: sm-like protein LSM5
Exons: 5
Coding region: 178-441 (87 amino acids)
Biological process (GO): mRNA splicing, via spliceosome
Cellular component (GO): U4/U6 x U5 tri-snRNP complex; Lsm1-7-Pat1 complex; U6 snRNP
Molecular function (GO): RNA binding
Source: RefSeq, a predicted model, not a curated record
UAUAAAAACAGAGAAAAAUAGAAAAUUAAAACCCUAAAACAACAAAACUCAUCAGCUUUGCUGUAUCUGAAACAAGUUGGAGAGUCGUACUUAACUCAACUCAACUCGCCGGAAAAACCGCCGGAGUUGCUCAUCGGCGCCAGAAUAAGUUUUUGGUGAAAUUACUACUUCAUCUUCAUGGCUAAUAAUCCAUCACAGCUUCUCCCAUCAGAGCUGAUUGACCGCUGUAUAGGUUCAAAAAUAUGGGUGAUAAUGAAAGGUGACAAGGAGCUUGUUGGUACUCUUAGAGGCUUUGAUGUGUAUGUCAACAUGGUCCUUGAAGAUGUUACCGAAUAUGAGAUCACUGCUGAGGGGAGAAGGAUUACUAAGCUUGAUCAGAUUUUACUCAAUGGAAACAACAUUGCCAUUUUGGUCCCUGGUGGUUCACCUGAUCCAGAAUGAAUAAUGCUACUUGGUUUCCUCUAUUUUUAACUCUUAGAUGUUGCACAAGGCACAUAUUUCCUAUAUUUAAAGAGGAUUCUGAGACAAGCUAGGGUUUUUUCUUCCGAAAGCUUGUUUUAAGGAUACAUGAUUGUAGUAACUAUUAAACCUUUAUCAUCAUCAUGUUCAAUUGUGGAUUGUCCAGUGUAACAAGUAAUGGUAUUGAUUAUAACAAUUAACUGUGCACCUUCAUAUU